AUGUUUUUCUGCAUAACCCUUAUCGCCUCGCUGUUGGCAGUACUGCCUCCGGCCUCAGCAUCUUCUGCAUGCCGUUGCUUUCCAGGCGAUGCUUGCUGGCCAUCCGAAAGUGCCUGGUCACAAUUCAACAAGACUAUUGACGGGCGGCUGAUUAGCACCGUCCCACUUGGUACACCAUGCCAUACGCCUAAUCACAAUGCUACCGCUUGUGCGGUAUUGAAAGCUGGAUGGGAGCUGCCAGAAGAACAUUAUGAGUCUUCUUCAUCUGUCAUGGCCCCGUUCUUUGCCAAUGGAACCUGUGACCCAUAUCACUCUGUCUCGAAGCCUUGUACUCUUGGCAAUUAUGUUUGGUACAGCAUAAAUGUCACCAGCCCAGCUCAUAUUUCAUACGCCUUGAAAUUUGCGACGAAACACAAUAUCCGUAUUAUCAUUCGAAACACUGGUCAUGACUACAAUGGCAGGUCGACUGGAGCUGGAGCUCUUGCGAUCUGGACGCAUCAUCUCAAGGACCUAGAAAUCCAUGAAUACAAAGAUAAGCACUAUGCUGGCAAGGCCAUUACUAUGGGGGCUGGUGUUCAGGGUUUCGAAGCCUACGAGAUCGCAGAUGAAAACGACCUUCAAGUUGUUGGAGGUGAAUGCCCCACUGUUGGUCUUGCCGGUGGCUACAGCCAAGGAGGUGGACACUCAGCGCUUUCCUCCCGCUAUGGGCUAGGUGCUGAUCAGGUCUUAAAAUGGGAAGUUGUCGAUGGUCAGGGCAACUUCAUCACCGCCACCCGAGACAACGAGUAUUCUGAUAUCUUUUGGGCUCUGAGUGGCGGCGGUGGUGGCACCUAUGGAGUCGUCUGGUCAAUGACCUCGAUGGCUCAUCCUGGAACCCCGGUGUCUGGUCUUAAUCUGACCUACACAAACACCAAUCUCGCGGCGAGUUCCUUCUAUAGCACUAUCGAGAAGUUCCACGAGAAUCUUCCUGCUCUCGUUGACGCAGGUGCUAUGUGUAUCUGGUCCUACACUAACACUUCCUUCGUGAUCUCUCCAAUAACUGGCCCUAAUAUUCCUGUGGCCAAGUUGGUAAAGCUGCUUGAGCCUUUCACUGCAAUUCUUGACAAGCUGAACAUCAACUACACGAUGUCCACAGGCCAGUAUAGCAGCUACUAUGGCCAGUUCAAGGAUAUGCAAGGCACUAUUGAGGUUGGCAUUGCGCAGUACGGUGGCUACCUUAUCCCAAGAUCAGUCGUAGAGAACAACAACAAAGCUCUGGUUCAAGCCUACCGUGAGAUCACCGAGGCUGGCGCUACCUUUAUCGGAGUGGGUUUGAACGCUUCACAUAAAGUGUCUGGAGACGUUUAUAAUGCGGUUCUUCCCGCCUGGAGAGAGGCACUGAUUGAUACAACUUUGACCACCCCAUGGGAGUGGGAUGAUGACGCUCUGAUGGUGGAGCGACAAAAUCAGAUGACAUAUGAAUUCAUUCCCAAGCUGGAAGCACUCGCCCCCAGCUCAGGUGCCUACAUGAAUGAGGGUAACUUCCAACAACCCGACUUCCAGAGGGUCUUUUAUGGUAGCAAUUAUGAUGCAUUGCGCAAGAUCAAGUCCAAGUACGAUCCCAAUGACAUAUUUUACGCCAAGACAGCGGUUGGAUCUGCCGAGUGGAGAGAGAGGGAAGAUGGCCGAUUGUGCAAAGUUAAUCAAUGGCAACCCUCAUGUGCUGAGUAUGGCACUGUAUAA
Messenger RNA from Penicillium atrosanguineum, 1722 nucleotides. RefSeq names its product FAD-dependent oxidoreductase. Gene Ontology annotation, molecular function: FAD binding; oxidoreductase activity. The coding region runs from base 1 to 1722 and encodes 573 amino acids. Lineage: Eukaryota; Fungi; Ascomycota; Eurotiomycetes; Eurotiales; Aspergillaceae. The transcript is spliced from 3 exons. The record is from RefSeq and is a predicted model, not a curated record.